Molecule: messenger RNA, 984 nt
Organism: Dovyalis caffra
Lineage: Eukaryota; Viridiplantae; Streptophyta; Magnoliopsida; Malpighiales; Salicaceae
Source: the annotation of a GenBank genome assembly
AUGAUAUUCAAACUGUCAUCCCUUCUCGACGUGGGUUUCUUUGCAUGGGUCCCUCUUUUGUCUCCUUCUCCACAUCUCACAUCAACCAGUCCUCUCUUCGCAAUUCCUCUCUGUGAGCCCUUGCUUUAUAUAUUCUCUUGCACGUCUCUCUUCUCUUCCAUUAAUGUUGCAUCUCCUCUUUCUUUCCCCUUCUUCUCCUUCCCAUUUUAUGUGAUUCCUCAGGAAAACAAGCAAUCUCUUAGCUCCAUCUUCAACAAGACUUGUAACAUGUCAGCUGCUGUUGCUGCUGCCGCCGCUGCGGCCACUAUGUCAUGCAAUUCUGCAAGGAGUGGUUCGUCGGGAACUUCGGAGAGCCCCCACUUGCAGCAAGGAUUACUAUCACCAUCACCACCACCACCACCGAUGCCACUACCAUUAAGUCGCUACGAAUCUCAAAAGCGACGAGACUGGAACACUUUCGGGCAGUACCUGAGAAACCACAGGCCACCACUAGCACUAGCUCGGUGCAGCGGAGCCCAUGUUUUGGAGUUCUUGAGAUAUCUUGAUCAGUUUGGCAAGACCAAGGUGCAUAACCAAAGUUGUCCUUUUUUUGGCCAACCCCAUCCACCGUCCCCUUGCUCUUGCCCUCUCAAGCAAGCAUGGGGCAGCCUCGAUGCUCUCAUCGGCCGCCUCCGUGCCGCCUUUGAAGAGAACGGUGGACUUCCUGAGACAAACCCUUUUGGUGCACGCGCUGUGAGAUUGUACUUGAGGGAAGUGAGAGAUGCACAGGCUAAAGCUAGAGGGAUAGCUUAUGAGAAGAAGAAGAGAAAGAACCAAACACAACAGCAACAGCAACAGAAGUUACAAACUGCAGGAAAUGGUACUUAUAGUCAUGUUCAACGAGUUAUAAUUGGUAAUGGUGGAACUGGUGGAUAUGUUCCAAGAAAUAUCCUCCCAAAUGGGGCUGCUGUCGUUAAUGUGGGGGAUGUGUCUGUGUUCAACUAA